Messenger RNA from Sarcophilus harrisii (Tasmanian devil), 4720 nucleotides. Its product is annotated as KIAA1958 ortholog. NCBI's taxonomy places the organism in Eukaryota, Metazoa, Chordata, Mammalia, Dasyuromorphia, Dasyuridae. Bases 762 to 2993 code for a protein of 743 amino acids. The transcript is spliced from 6 exons. The record is from RefSeq and is a predicted model, not a curated record.
UGAGACCGGUGGUUGCCGGGAGAGGGCCGGACUGAAACCUGGAUAAGGCAGCGGGCUGUGUGUGUGUGUAUCGCUAGGUGUUGUUAUUACACACUUCCUGUGGUAUAUUUAUGACCGCGGCGGCGAUUUCCGGUAGCCGAUACGAGCCACUUUUCUGUCGGUGCAGCGACUAUCCUCCUCCUCCUCCUCUUUCUCUUUUUCCUUCCCUUCCUCCUCCUCCCCUCCCGCCUCCCCCCUCUAUUCCAGCGGCCGCCGCGGCUGCCUCCUCCGUGCCCCGGAGCCGCCCCAGCGCAGGAGCCAGAGCCAGCGGCAGAGGCUGCAGCUCCGGAGCCCGGGCUGGGGCGGCGGGGCCGGCCACUGGCUCCCAGCGGAGGCGGAGGGGGAAGGAGGCAGUUCCCGGACCCCUUCCUCCCUCUCCCCUCUCUUCUGCCCGCGGGGCUCAGCCCCGAAGGGGCUCUCCUCCCCGUCUCCCUCUCCCGCGCGCACGCCCGCAGACCUAGCCCCCUCCCCGUCCCUCCGCGCCCGCCUGGCUGCCCCCGGGCGUUCCCCAGCGCCCGCGCUCCGGCCCGCGCUCCGCGUCCCGCAUUCCUAUGGACAAACACCUGCAGGAGGGUUGCCUGUCCUGGUUAUCCAGUCCUAGGUUAUGGAGCCAGAGUAAAUCGUGUAACCCACCAUAUGCUCUUUGGCUUAUUAAGAAAAGAGUAACUUGGUGAGACCCACUACAACUGCUGUUCCAGGAGAGAAGCUGUUGAUCCUGUAACAUGGAGGAUUGCCUUCAUACCUCAUCAGAAAAUCUUUCAAAACUGGUCAGCUGGGCCCAUAGUCAUGGGACCAUUUGUAGCCUCAUUCCAAAUCUGAAACAUUUGCUUUCUGAAGGUUCCCAUGGCAACCUGACAGCAAUGUGGGGCUGCAGUGCUGGCCAUGCCUAUCAUUGGCCCCUGACUGCCACUUGUAGAGCUGGAUCCCAGGAAAGGGUCUGUUUCCAGGACAACAGGAGUUUCAAUUCUGAUAGUCCCAGUAUCAUUGGUGUACCUUCCGAGACACAGACCAGUCCUGUAGAAAGAUACCCUGGGAGGCCAGUGAAAACUAAGCUGGAUUGUAACAGAACUAGAGACUCUUGUGAUUUCUCUUACUGUAGUGAGCCAUCAGAAUUGGAUGAAGUUGUGGAAGAAUAUGAAGAUGAAGCAACUCUUUUUGACAUGGUUUGUGAGUCUUCUGUGACAGAUGAGGACAGUGACUUUGAACACCAGACCCAAAGAUCUCAAAACAUUACUCGGAAAAGACCUGGAAUUUGUCCAUCUUCAGUUCUUUCAAGUACCCAGUCACAGGUCAUUGAUGAAAGCAGCAGUGAUGUCAUUGUCAAGAAAAUCAAGCAAGAGAUUCCUGAAGAUUAUUAUAUUGUGGCAAAUGCUGAAUUAACAGGUGGAGUGGAUGGCCCCACACUCUCAUUAACCCAGAUGGCAAAGCCUAAAACCCAAGCUCAUGCCGGUCCCUCUUAUGUUGGACCCGCCAAACCAACUCCACAUUUGACCCCAGCACUCAGCACAGAACUGGAUCUACAAAGCGUCUCUGCCUCUCCACCCAUAAUCUCAAGACAGACAGUCCAGAAGCCCAUCAAGGUAUCCCUGGCUUCACCUAAUCGAGGACAUUCUGGUACCCAUGGGACCAGCCAACAGGUGGCAAUUCAGAUGCCUGUGAGCACAUCCAAUUCCAACAAACAGAUUAGCAUUCCUCUAUCUGCUCUGCAGAUCCCAGGACAAGAAGAACAAGUGGCUUCUGAGGAGCUACUACCACCUCUACCCAAUCAGGUCCCAUCCUGUGAAGUAGCCCUAUCACCCCCGCUUAGCACAGAGCCAGAAGUGAGCUCUAGCCAGCAGCAGCCCAUGGCCCUUCCUACCAUCACAACUGAGGCCACAGCACAAACAGUACCAGACCAGGAUGAAAAAGCAGCUGAUCUCAGCAGGGAACAGAAUGAGAAAACUAUCCGAAGUACUCAGACUGCUCUUCGGAAUUUCCCAUAUUCUACUAAGCUCAACAAAUUUCCUGUAUUUAAUUUUAAUGAUGAGUUGAAGGACUUCUGUAUCAGUGCUGUGAGUCCAAACACAACAAAAGCUACACUCUAUGCACUUAAUGUAUGGAGAUAUUGGUGUAUGACAAAAGGACUUAAGGACUACAUGGAUAUAACCAAGAUUCCUGCUGUGAAACUGAACGAGCUCCUUGAGGAUUUUUAUAUGACUGUGAAGAAAACAGAUGGCUCGGACUUUCUGGCCACAUCCCUCCAUGCUAUCCGCCGUGGCCUGGAUCGCAUCUUGAAGAAUGCUGGCGUUGGCUUCUCAAUCACCAGUAACACCUUCAGCUCCUCCACCAAGAAGCUCAAGGAGAAGCUACGGGUAUUGAGCAAAGCAGGGAUGUCAGGAGCCCGCUCCCGAAACAUUGUUUACUUUUCCCUCUCCGAUGAGGAGGAAAUGUGGAGGACUGGGUGCCUUGGGGAUGAUAGUCCCAUUGCUCUCCUGUCUACUGUGGUCAAAUAUAACAGCCAGUAUCUGAACAUGCGGACCUUGCAGGAACAUGCAGACCUGAUGUAUGGCGACAUUGAGCUGCUCAAAGACUCUCAAAACCGGCCCUUUUUUGCACGAACAGAUAGUGUGAAGCGAGAGAACCGGGUCAAUGCCACCAAAGUGUGCUACGGACAGAUCUACCAUGAACAUUCCAAGGGCCACAAACUGUGUCCCUAUUGCCUCCUCUAUAAGUACAUGUACAUUCAUCGGCCACCAACCCAGAUGGAAGCCAAGUCCCCUUUCUACCUGACAGCUCGGAAGGAGAUCAGUGGUAUGGGAAAUGUGUGGUAUGAGGAACAAAGGAUGGGACUCCGGUCUCUCAGGGGGGUUGUCCCAAAAUUGGCCAAAAAAGUCAAGCUUGAAAACUGUGAGAAUUUUACUUUUGUCUCCUUCACACAGGCAUGCAGGAAGUUUGGUUCGCUGAAUUGCUAUUAAUGAGCCUUUCCCCUUUCCACAAGCCACUGUCUUGCCAUCACUUCUGUGGCCAUGUGGUGUAAUGAACUGAGUUCUGGACAUGGACUUGGAGAGACUAAGAUUCAAAUUCCACUUCUGAAAAUUAUUACUGUGUGAUCUUGGAUAUCUCUGAACCUCAGUUUUCUCAUGUAUUGAAUGAGGGAAAUGAUAGCACCAGCCUCACAGGGUUAUUGUGAAGACCAAAUAAGAUAAUACACAUGAAGUUCUUAACCUUAAAGUGCUAUACAAAUGUCAGCCAUUAUUAUUGUUAUUAAAUAAGAAAGGUUAGAGUUGGAAGGAUAAAAGAAGGUGACAGGCAUCUACACAAGUCAAGGUCAGGACUGAUUCAAGGUAUUGAGGGAGAUGAAUAUAUCUCAAUAUCAGGCUUAAUGACAAUCAGUAUAGCCUGCUAUUCUGAUUUUUUUUUUUUUGCCUUUUUAAAUAUCAUAGCAGCUGCUGUUGAAGUGAGGAUAUCCUAUCCAAACAUAUGUAAGGGUAUAUCAUGUUAUUAAGACAAUGUAUAUUGUUUCACAUGCAAGAAUUUUAUAAUAGUGAGGGAAUCAAUUUAUAUAGUGCCUUUUUGCACAGCUUUUUCCCCCCAAAUGAAACUCGUUAAGUAAUAAUUUUUUAAAAGAAAAUCCCAGUAGCCAGUAGCUUUCUGAUGUUAUAAAGAGAGUACAUUGCUUGCAAAUUACACAUACAAGAAAGAAAUGGAAACCGAGAGAGGCAGAUGCAUUAAAUGGUUCCCAGAGAAAAAUUGUACUUGACACUCCUUUAUAUUUUGUUGAUGGAUAACCUCAUUCUGCAGAGCAAGCAGCAAUGCCUGAUAGGAGGAAGGUCCUGAGGCUCUGCUGAGCCCCAUUGGUAUGACUAUAGGACCCUGCCCCCACUGUUCUCCAUUGGAGCAGAGGCCUUCUCUCCUCUGUCAGCAGAGACACUUUUAUGACAAAAGAUUAAUGUACAAAAAGGGCUCUUCUGAGAACAAUAUUUCCUAUGGAACAUAUGAUCUUUGCUCUCAUGAAUUCUCCUCAUGAUAACAGCUUGAAGUAAGGGAUCUGUGAUCAAAGUCUGAGAGCUUGAGAAGGAGAAGUACCUAUCUUAGUAUCACAUGGAGGUUAGUUCCAUGAGACCUCAUCUCUGAGUAGUCAUUAAUGCCAGAUGUCCUAAAGAUGGCUAUUUUUCUAUGUGUGGUAAUUCACACUGGAUCCAUGUAAUUGUGAAAAGUCUUUCUCAGACUUAACCAAAAUAAAAUCCUAAACCCUGGAGAAACAAACUCCCAAGCAGUACUGAAUAAAGUUCUCCAUUUGUAAAAGUCAGGCUUGUCAAAAAAAAGAUUAUUUCAUCCUUCUAAGGUUGUACCCAUGUUUGUGAUACAGGAGUUUUGAUGUUUGUUUUCUUCUUCAAGCAUGCCAGGCGAAAACAGAGACAGAAAUUAGGAGAUUAGCAUUGUGACAGCUUAUUCUUAGCAUUUGAAUUUCUAUCCCAUGAAUAGAAAUCAAGAUGAUCACAGUCUAAUAUAAACACAUAGAGGUUUCUAACUCUUAAUUCUGGUUUGAGGCCAGCAAUUAAUUGAAUGGAAGCAUAUCGAGGUUUGGGUAAUAAUUUCUCAAAUGAUUUUUUAUAUUGGAGGUAGACCACUACAAUUUUAUGUGAUUAAAUUAUUAUACAACUCUUUGUAGCCUCAAAUACAAUUUCCAAAAGCUAUUUAC